AAGCUUAGAGAGAAAAUGGCUGUAAUCGAGUCACUUCUGCAGUUUCUCAGCACAGGUACAUUACUGGGUGCUUUGCUGUUACUUCUGGUUUUGUAUUUGCUUUCCUCUGGAUCCAGAUCUCAGAAAGAGGGGAAAGAGCCACCGGGACCCAAACCACUGCCGCUGCUGGGGAACCUGCUGACCCUUGACCUCAAGAGACCCUUUGACACCUUUUGUGAGCUGUCCAAAACCUACGGAAACAUAUUCCAAGUAUUUUUGGGUCCCAGCAAAACUGUGGUCUUAGUUGGGUACAAAACUGUCAAAGAAGCUCUUGUGAACUAUGCAGAAGAGUUUGGUGACAGAAAUAUUGCACCUGGUUUCAGGAUAAUGAACGAUGAACAUGGAAUCCUCUUUUCCAAUGGAGAGAACUGGAAAGAGAUGCGACGAUUCGCUCUCAGCAACCUGCGGGACUUUGGGAUGGGCAAGAGAGGAAGUGAAGAGAAAAUCAUAGAGGAAAUUCAGUAUCUGAAAGGAGAGUUUGAUAAGUUUGAAGGGAAAGCCUUCGACACAACACAGCCUGUGAACUACGCUGUGUCAAACAUCAUCUCAUCUAUUGUGUACGGCAGCAGAUUUGAAUACACAGACCCUCGAUUCACAGCAAUGGUCGACAGGGCAAAUGAAAAUGUUCGUGUUGGUGGAUCGGCUGCUAUGAUGCUUUAUAAUAUAUUUCCAUGGUUGGGUCCGUUCCUCAACAGCAAAAGGAUUAUUGUAAGAAAUAUAUUAAAAAAUAGAGCAGAAAUGACGAAGUUGAUCAAUAGGCUGCUGGAGACUCUGAAUCCACAGGACCGCAGAGGGUUUGUCGACUCCUUUCUCAUCCGGAAACAGAGCGACGAGGUACGGAAAUCACCCUGUACAUUACUGGGUGCUUUGCUGUUACUUCUGGUUUUGUAUUUGCUUUCCUCCGGAUCCAGAUCUCAGAAAGAGGGGAAAGAGCCACCUGGACCCAAACCACUGCCGCUGCUGGGGAACCUGCUGACCCUUGACCUCAAGAGACCCUUUGACACCUUUUGUGAGCUGUCCAAAACCUACGGAAACAUAUUCCAAGUGUUUUUGGGUCCUAGAAAAACUGUGGUCUUAGUUGGGUACAAAACGGUCAAAGAAGCUCUUGUGAACUAUGCAGAAGAGUUUGGCGACAGAAAAAUUGGACCUGGUUUCAGGAUAAUGAACGACGAACAUGGAAUCCUCUUUUCCAAUGGAGAGAACUGGAAAGAGAUGCGACGCUUCGCUCUCAGCAACCUGCGGGACUUCGGGAUGGGCAAGAGAGGAAGUGAAGAGAAAAUCAUAGAGGAAAUUCAGUAUCUGAAAGGAGAGUUUGAUAAGUUUGAAGGGAAAGCCUUCGACACAACACAGCCUGUGAACUACGCUGUGUCAAACAUCAUCUCAUCUAUCGUGUACGGCAGCAGAUUUGAAUACACAGACCCUCGAUUCACAGAAAUGGUCGACAGGGCAAAUGAAAAUGUUCGGGUUGGUGGAUCGAUUUCUAUGUGGAUUUAUGAUAUAUUUCCGUGGUUGGGCCCAUUCCUGAAAAACAAAAGGAUUAUUGUAGAAAAUAUUGUCCAAAGUCGAGUGGAGAUGACGAAGUUGAUCAAAGGGCUGCUGGAGACUCUGAAUCCACAGGACCGCAGAGGGUUUGUCGACUCCUUUCUCAUCCGCAAACAGAGUGAAGAGAAAUCUGGCAAGAAGGACACAUACUUUCAUGAUGAGAAUCUAAUGAUGACUGUGACAAAUCUGUUUGUCGCUGGUACUGACACGACAGGAACGACUCUGCGCUGGGGUUUGAUGCUCAUGGCCAAAUACCCUCAUAUACAGGAUCGAGUUCAAGAGGAGAUUGACCGAGUGAUUGGUGGACGUCAGCCAGUGGUGGAAGACAGGAAGAAAUUACCGUAUACAGAUGCUGUGAUUCAUGAAACUCAGAGACUGGCCAACAUAGUGCCCUUGAGUCUGCCACAUAUAACUAGCUGUGACAUUCACUUCAAUGGAUACUUCAUCAAGAAGGGUACCACUGUCAUUCCUCUGCUGACGUCCGUUUUGAAGGAUCCAAGCGAAUGGGAGAAACCGAACAGCUUUUACCCAGAACACUUCCUAGAUGAGAAGGGCCAGUUUGUCAGGAGAGAUGCUUUCAUGCCCUUUUCUGCAGGUCGAAGGGUUUGUUUGGGAGAGAGUUUGGCCAGGAUGGAGCUCUUUCUGUUCUUCACUUCCCUCCUUCAGAGCUACCGCUUCACAACUCCACCUGGAGUGUCUGGAGAUGACCUGGAUCUCAAAGGAAUAGUAGGAAUCACAUUGAAUCCAUCCCCACACAAGCUGUGUGCAAUCAGACGCUCCUGAUCCAAGAAAAUAUCAUCAGUUAUUAGAAGAAAACACAUAAAUUUCACCGUUUCAGUAUAAAUUGGAUGAUUUCUGCACUUAUUUUACUCAUUCAUCUGACUAAAUGUAUAUAUAUAUAUGUAAAUAAUUAGCAAUGUGUCAAACCACUUCAGUCUUUUUGUAUUAUAAACUUCUCAGACAAGCUUUAAUAGGAAUGAAACAUUUAGUUUCUAGAUUAUAAAUCAAUAUAGAAUAUUGUUAUUGAUUGUUUAGAGAAAUAAAAAGCAUUUUUUAUGUCAUAAUUAUUUUAUAGUUUUUGUAAUAAUUGCUACUUUUUAUGUUAUAAAUAUUUGUUUAAUGUCAUUAUUGACAUUUUAUUUCAUAAUGUCAUCUUUUAAUAUCAUAAUUAUGACUUUUACACAGUCUGUGAUCAGUCUUUUAGAAUAAAAAGAACAUUAUUUUGUGAAAGACUAACAAUUGACUGUUGAAAUUUUUAGUAUAUACUAGACUUCUCUGUUGAUAAUUACAAGAUGUUUGCCUUAUUUGACCUUUGUCCAUUAAUUCAUUCACUAUUGUUGGUGUAAAUUGUGGUUUGCUGCUUUAUCCUGCACAUUAUGGCAUUUUCUGAAAACUCCCACAAAUUUCACCUCACAAAUAAAACAUUUUAAGGAAAACAUUG
Messenger RNA from Ctenopharyngodon idella (grass carp), 3022 nucleotides. Its product is annotated as cytochrome P450 2K1-like. Gene Ontology annotation, cellular component: cytoplasm; intracellular membrane-bounded organelle. The transcript has 14 exons. Bases 16 to 2364 code for a protein of 782 amino acids. Lineage: Eukaryota; Metazoa; Chordata; Actinopteri; Cypriniformes; Xenocyprididae. The record is from RefSeq and is a predicted model, not a curated record. Gene Ontology annotation, biological process: xenobiotic metabolic process. Gene Ontology annotation, molecular function: heme binding; oxidoreductase activity, acting on paired donors, with incorporation or reduction of molecular oxygen, reduced flavin or flavoprotein as one donor, and incorporation of one atom of oxygen; iron ion binding.